AUGCCAAUUUUAGGAUCCAUAAGCACAUUUUCACAAUUUAAUGUAAAGAAAAGUAAAAAUGAUUCAAUUUCAUCAUUUUUAAAAUCUAAUGUUGGGUAUUCAAAUUCAAUGGUUAGUGAAAUAGAUGGUAGAUUCGAUAAUCUUCCUAUUAUUAUCCAAAAACCACCAAAUAAACCAAAUGCUUACAUUUAA
Dictyostelium discoideum AX4 is the source of this 192-nucleotide messenger RNA. RefSeq lists its product as hypothetical. The transcript has 2 exons. The coding region runs from base 1 to 192 and encodes 63 amino acids. Lineage: Eukaryota; Evosea; Eumycetozoa; Dictyosteliales; Dictyosteliaceae. The record is from RefSeq and is a predicted model, not a curated record.